AUGACACCUUCCGCUAGUUCCCUCCCUCCCCCACGGGUUCCCGCCUGUUUCGUUUCCUCUCUCCGGUCUCGAGCGGCGAAGGGUCCUGGGAUCCUGGCUGGCCCAACCAUUUGGCCUAGAGCUCCUCCGGUUCCAGUCGGCGCCGUGUCUCCAGCCCGCAACGGCCCUGCGGCCGCAGGCCGUAGAGAGCGUAAUCGCGACCGCGGCCUGAGGGGGGAGGGACCACGCGCAAGGAGGGGCGUGACUCGUCACGUGAUGAGGAAGUGCCGUUAGUAGCGUUGUCUCCAGUCCGCGGCUCUCCUGGAUGACGUCAGCAAGGAAGGGGAGGAACGCGAGGGGAGACUGAAGUUCACGUUCCGCUCUUAGUGCGCGGUGAGGAAUACUGUAUCUAUCAUUCAACAAGUUUCAGCUUUCUGGCUAAAUGACUUUUGUGCCAGUGAUACCAGAGUCCUACAGCCAUGUUCUUGCAGAGUUUGAAUCUCUGGAUCCAUUACUCUCAGCCCUGCGGCUGGACUCCAGUCGUCUAAAGUGCACGAGCAUAGCUGUGUCUCGGAAAUGGUUGGCUUUGGGCAGUUCAGGAGGAGGACUCCAUCUCAUUCAGAAAGAAGGCUGGAAGCACAGGCUUUUUCUUUCACACAGGGAAGGUGCAAUUUCUCAAGUCGCCUGUUGUUUACAUGAUGAUGAUUAUGUUGCUGUAGCUACCAGUCAAGGUCUUGUAGUUGUUUGGGAAUUAAAUCAAGAGCGUCGUGGGAAACCGGAACAAAUGUAUGUGUCUUCAGAACACAAAGGCCGAAGAGUCACAGCUCUCUGCUGGGAUACAGCUAUUCUUAGAGUUUUUGUAGGUGAUCAUGCUGGGAAGGUUUCUGCUAUCAAACUCAAUACUUCUAAACAAGCAAAGGCAGCUGCUGCUUUUGUGAUGUUUCCUGUUCAGACAAUCACAACUGUUGACUCCUGUGUUGUACAGUUAGAUUAUUUGGAUGGAAGGCUACUUAUAUCUUCACUUACUCGAUCCUUCUUGUGUGACACUGAGAGAGAAAAGUUUUGGAAAAUUGGAAACAAGGAAAGAGAUGGAGAAUAUGGAGCUUGUUUCUUUCCUGGAAGAUGUUCUGGGGGCCAGCAACCUCUGAUAUAUUGUGCUCGCCCAGGCUCUAGGAUGUGGGAAGUGAACUUUGAUGGAGAAGUUAUAAGUACACAUCAGUUCAAGAAACUCCUCUCAUUGCCACCUGUCCCUGUGAUUACUCUAAGAUCAGAACCUCAGUAUGAUCAUACAGCUGGAUCCUCCCAAUCUUUGUCUUUCCCCAAACUCUUACAUCUUAGUGAGCAUUGUGUGCUGACUUGGACAGAAAGAGGAAUUUAUAUUUUCAUUCCUCAGAAUGUUCAAGUUCUUCUUUGGAGUGAAGUCAAAGAUAUUCAGGAUGUGGCUGUCUGUAGGAAUGAAUUGUUCUGUUUGCACCUAAAUGGGAAAGUCUCACAUCUCUCCCUGAUAUCUGUGGAGCGCUGUGUGGAACGCCUGCUAAGAAGAGGCCUAUGGAACUUGGCUGCUCGUACAUGCUGUCUUUUCCAAAAUUCUGUCAUUGCCAGCAGAGCAAGAAAAACUUUAACUGCAGAUAAAUUGGAGCAUUUGAAAUCUCAGCUGGACCAUGGCACCUAUAAUGAUCUAAUUUUGCAACUGGAAGAAUUGAUCUUAAAAUUUGAACCUUUGGAUUCAGCUUGUAGCAGUAGAAGAAGCUCCAUUUCAUCACAUGAAAGUUUCAGCAUCUUGGACUCUGGUAUUUAUCGUAUCAUUAGUAGUAGAAGAGGCAGUCAGUCAGAUGAAGACUCUUGCUCCCUUCACAGCCAAACCCUCUCAGAAGAUGAGAGAUUUAAAGAAUUCACCUCACAGCAGGAAGAGGACCUGCCAGAUCAGUGCUGUGGCUCACACAGAAAUGAAGACAAUGUUUCUCAUGCUCCAGUGAUGUUUGAGACAGAUAAGAAUGAAACUUUUCUCCCCUUCGGCAUUCCAUUACCAUUUCGUUCUCCAUCUCCUCUUGUGUCUCUUCAGGCUGUCAAAGAAAGUGUUUCUAGCUUUGUGCGUAAAACUACUGAGAAGAUUGGCACCCUUCACACGAGCCCUGAUCUGAAAGUGAGACCAGAGCUCAGGGGUGAUGAGCAAUCAUGUGAAGAGGAUGUGAGUUCAGAUACCUGCCCAAAGGAGGAAGACACUGAGGAGGAAAAAGAGGUAACUAGUCCACCUCCAGAAGAAGACAGGUUCCAGGAGCUUAAAGUAGCAACAGCAGAAGCAAUGACCAAGCUACAGGACCCUCUGGUUUUAUUUGAAUCCGAGUCUCUGAGAAUGGUUUUACAGGAGUGGCUUUCACAUUUAGAAAAAACAUUUGCCAUGAAGGACUUUUCAGGCGUUUCAGAUACUGACAACUCAUCCAUGAAAUUGAACCAGGAUGUACUAUUAGUUAAUGAAUCAAAAAAGGGAAUAUUAGAUGAAGAUAAUGAAAAAGAAAAAAGGGACUCUUUAGGCAAUGAAGAAUCUGUUGAUAAAACAGCAUGUGAAUGUGUAAGGAGUCCAAGGGAGUCUUUGGAUGACCUGUUUCAAAUAUGUUCUCCAUGCGCCAUUGCAAGUGGUCUUCAGAACGACCUGGCUGAAUUGACAACAUUAUGUUUGGAGUUGAAUGUAUUGAAUUCUAAGAUCAAAAGCACCAGUGGACAUGUGGACCACACUUUGCAACAGUACUCUCCUGAAAUUCUGGCUUGCCAAUUCCUGAAGAAGUACUUUUUUCUCCUGAACUUGAAAAGAGCGAAGGAGAGUAUCAAGCUUAGUUACAGUAAUAGCCCUUCUGUUUGGGAUACUUUUAUUGAAGGAUUGAAAGAAAUGGCAAGUUCCAAUCCUGUGUAUAUGGAGAUGGAAAAAGGAGAUCUACCAACAAGGUUAAAGUUACUAGGUGAUGAGGUUCCUUUUGAUAGUCCGUUGUUGGUUGUUUAUGCUACCCGGUUGUAUGAAAAGUUUGGGGAAUCUGCUCUUCGAUCCUUAAUCAAGUUCUAUCCAUCCAUUUUGCCAUCGGAUAUCAUACAACUUUGUCAUCAUCACCCUGCUGAGUUUUUGGCCUAUUUAGACAGUCUGGUGAAAUCAAGGCCUGAAGAUCAGCGGUCUUCUUUUCUUGAGUCCCUUCUGCAACCAGAGUCUUUAAGGUUGGAUUGGCUGCUUUUGGCAGUGUCCCUUGAUGCUCCACCAAGCACCAGCACAAUGGAUGAUGAAGGUUAUCCCAGGCCUCAUUCACACUUGCUUUCCUGGGGUUACAGUCAGCUGAUCCUUCAUCUAAUUAAACUUCCUGCAGAUUUUAUAACCAAAGAGAAAAUGACAGACAUCUGCAGGUCUUGUGGUUUCUGGCCUGGAUAUCUAAUUCUCUGUUUGGAGCUGGAGAGAAGAAGAGAGGCCUUCACCAAUAUUGUGUAUCUGAAUGAUAUGAGCCUGAUGGAAGGGGACAAUGGUUGGAUCCCAGAGACCGUGGAGGAAUGGAAGCUUCUCCUUCAUCUCAUACAGAGCAAGAGCACGAGGCCAGCCCCCCAGGAGUCCCUAAAUGGGAGCCUCAGUGAUGGGCCUUCCCCCAUCAAUGUGGAGAAUGUUGCACUUCUGUUAGCUAAGGCCAUGGGCCCAGAUCGGGCUUGGUCACUGCUACAGGAAUGUGGUCUGGCCCUUGAGUUGUCAGAGAAGUUUACCAGAACCUGCGAUAUCCUGAGGAUUGCCGAGAAAAGGCAGAGACACUUGAAUUGCUUCCACUUUCUGGCUAUUGUGAAUAACGCUGCUAUGAAUAUGAGUAUACAAAUAUGUCUUCCAGACACUGCUUUCAGUUCUUUCGGGUAUAUACCUGAAAGUGGAAUUCUGGAGUCAUACGGGCCUUGAUACAAAGCAUGCUUGAAAAAUGUGAUCGGUUUCUCUGGUCCCAGCAGGCCUAGUGGGAGAAGAUUCAGCAGGAUGUCAUCACAUUUUGAGAAAAACUAAAUCAUGCUCCUGAACCUUCUGAACGCAUUUGUUAUUGAAGGAAAGACACCACCCCCAAAUCCUGCCAUCUUAUUGGGGCUACUUUUGUCAGUGUCUGUACCCUUGGCAUCGGCAUCUGUGACUCUUUAUCCAUGACCUCAGUGUUUCUUAACCAAAGUUGUGUGUUACUCAGCAUUUCUUAACCAAAGUUGAAUUUUGAAAAGAGUCAGUCUUUGUUUGCUGGAAUUAGAAUGUUAAUGUCCUAGUAUUAUUCCGAACUACAGUAUUAACUGCUUGUUGCUAGUGGAUUAGACAGAUUCUUUUCUUACUGUGGCUUCCAUGUUGGGAGCAGAAGCUUUUCAUCCUGGUCACAUGAAGACAGAUAGUAUUAUUGACUGGAGUUGAAUUAUUUUUAUAUCUUGUCUGGCACAAUAUGGAAAUUACUGAAAUAAGACAGUGUAUAAUGGAAUUAACACCCAAAAUAAGCAGAACACUGAAGAUUUGAAUUUGAUAUUUAAGUAAAAUGGGACUGGGUGCAGUGGCUCAGGCCUGUAAUCCCAACCCUUUGGAAGGUAAAGAUGGGAGGAUCACUUGAGGCCAGGAGUUCAAGACCAGCCUGGGCAACAUAGUGAGAAUGCAUCUCUACAAAAAAUAAAAAAAAUUAGCUAGGCAUAGUACCUGAGGCCAGGAGGUCCAGGCCGCAAUGAGAUGUGUUUGUGCCAUUGCACACCAGUCUGGGUGACAGAGAGAGACCCUGUCUCAAAAACAAAUUAAAUAAAAUAUCUUCAUAUAUAAAUUAAGCUAAUUAAAAUAUUUUUCCCUGUAUUUAUUUAAUAUUUUCUAAUCUGAACCCAUAUACAGCUGACUAAUUCAUUCUUAGAAAUGUGCUAUCUGUAAUCUUUCCUAAACAGAGUAGCCCACAAGAAUCAUGCACUUUUUAAAAAUUAUUUCUAAGAAGCCAUAACAAAGCUGUGUACUAAUAAAGACUGCAGCAAGCACUUGUGUUAUUUAAAUUAUGUAAGUAGAUUGUCAUUUGUCAGGCUCCUGUACAUUUACAUAGCAUGUUAUAUGAAUAAUAAAUGUAAAAUAUGACUAAAGUUUUCAUUGGAACACAAUGUAGACAGGAGGUUUAUUAUGAGCAUUUUGCAGAAAGGUGUGGAGUAAGUAAAGUGUUGGAUGCACUGAA
Molecule: messenger RNA, 5156 nt
Organism: Gorilla gorilla gorilla (western lowland gorilla)
Lineage: Eukaryota; Metazoa; Chordata; Mammalia; Primates; Hominidae
Gene: HPS5
Product: HPS5 biogenesis of lysosomal organelles complex 2 subunit 2
Exons: 24
Coding region: 422-3892 (1156 amino acids)
Biological process (GO): developmental pigmentation
Cellular component (GO): cytoplasm
Molecular function (GO): protein binding
Source: RefSeq, a predicted model, not a curated record